Mercenaria mercenaria is the source of this 2125-nucleotide messenger RNA. RefSeq names its product neuronal acetylcholine receptor subunit beta-2-like. The record is from RefSeq and is a predicted model, not a curated record. Gene Ontology annotation, cellular component: neuron projection; synapse; membrane. Gene Ontology annotation, biological process: monoatomic ion transmembrane transport; signal transduction; chemical synaptic transmission. Gene Ontology annotation, molecular function: extracellular ligand-gated monoatomic ion channel activity; neurotransmitter receptor activity; transmembrane signaling receptor activity. The transcript is spliced from 4 exons. NCBI's taxonomy places the organism in Eukaryota, Metazoa, Mollusca, Bivalvia, Venerida, Veneridae. Bases 113 to 1330 code for a protein of 405 amino acids.
UAACGUGUCUGACUUGGUAAUGUAUUUCUCAUUUUUAUAAUUACCAAACUAUGUUUUGAUUAUCACACUUUAUUCCUUCAACACUCAAAGCGGUUCCUUUUUUUGUGGAAAAAUGGAUAUCCUUCUGCAAGUUUGGCUUCUGGUGUUAUUAUCAUUUCCAACGAUGGUGGUUUCACAAAGCGGCACUAAUGUCACGUCGCUAAUUACUCAUCUUUUCACAACAAAGAAUUACAACAAGAAAGUUAGACCUCUUACAAACCAGACUGAGGCUGUUCACAUAGACAUUGGCUUCGUUCUAAAUGCAAUCAUCGCAUUUGAUGAAAGGGAAGAAAGCCUGAAGACUGCCGGAUAUUUAGAAUUGCAGUGGCGUGAUGAAUACUUAAAAUGGGAUCCAGAUCAAUAUGACAAUAUAUACAAACUCUUUUUGCCUCAAGAAGACAUCUGGAAGCCUGACCUGUCCCUCAGAAACACAUACAAAACGUUUACUGGUCUUGGGUCUUCGUAUCUAAAUGUGGAAGUAGACAAUACUGGCUUAGUGUACUGGAUUCCUUUUCAGGUGCUAGAAUCAACAUGUGCCGUUGAUACCAGUUACUUUCCAUUUGACGUACAAACUUGUACAUUAAAAUUCACAGCAUGGAGUUACAGCAUGACUGAGUUGGAAAUACACAAAAGCAUCGAUGGAGUACGGCUGGAAGAUUACGUGGAAAAUUCCUCAUGGGGUAUAACGGAAACAUAUGCAAGUGAGACUACCACUGACGAAGCGGUUGUAUAUUUUAUCUUUAAGCUAAAGAGAAAAUCUGGCUUUUACAUAAUUAACAUUAUUAUUCCAGUGGUAUUAUUGUCCGUUUUGAGCGUUCUGACCUUCAUUCUACCGGUUUCUUCCGGAGAAAAGGCAAGCUAUGCGGUGACAGUUUUCCUCUCUCUAGCCUUGUUUAUGACUAUCGUCACAUCCGAGCUUCCGAAGAAUUCAGAAAACACUUCUCUACUCGCUGUGUAUAUGAUGGUUGUAAGCAUCUGGAGUACCCUAAUUGUUACCUUGUGUUUGGUGGAGUCUAGAAUAUAUACUCGUGACGAAAAGUCGGUACCAAUCAACGCAUUCUUCAUGGCUCUCGUAAAAUCAAAGAGUUUCUUCACCUGUCAGAAAUGUGCAAAGUCCGUCAAACCAGAAGUGUGUUCCAAGACUAGCAUACAGCCGUAUGACAGCGAGGAACCUCCCAACAACUGGAGAAUGGUGGUUGAUGCAAUGGAUUUUGUUUUCUUCUGGAUUUCUUUUAUUGUCAUAUUUGUGUGCACUCUUGUACUAGGGAUAAUGGCCAUAAACGUCUCUUAAGUUAGUUUUGACGCGGAGGGAUAUAUAAGCGCUGUUCACAUCGUAAUAUUUCCACCCGGGUGCAAAAUUGGCACCUGCGCAAAGCAAACAUUUUCUCAUGAACGGAAAUGAAAAAAAAAUACGCAUUAUUUUUGCGCCUAGUUGGACCUGGUGCAAAUCAAAUUUGUGUGAGAUGUUUUUUUCUUCAUGUGAGCCUUCAAAGCAUUGUAAUUUGAUGUAUACAUAAUGUGCCACUAUAUCUCACCAUGUGCUUUAUUUUAUAGUAGAUUUCGGUAUUUAGAUGUAAUAAUUCCGCCAACAUCUUCAAAUACAACCGGCAUGCCCGAUUACCUCAAAUCUCAUUGAUCGAUAUGUCUAGUAAAGUUCUCUACCUUGAAAAUUCUAUUUCUUAUUUAUAGCUUAUAUACUGACAGCUCUAUUCAAAAGCAAAAUACACAAUGACAAUAGUUUACAACACUCUGUUCCAUUAAAAAUUCAUACAUAGCCUUUUCCUUAAAUUUGUCAUAAAAAUGCCUGUAAAUUCCUUAUUGCUGUUUUAUACAUGAGAUAUGAUGAAACAAGAAGAAAGCUGGAAUACUUAUAGUUAUUAAGAGUUAAAAUGGCAAAACAUUCAUACUUAUUUCGAGAUCCAACGCAACACAUCAAUUAACAAGUACUUCAUUUGGUAAGUUGUUUUGGGUCCACAGCAUCAAUACAACUUUCACAAGUUCACAAGCUUUAUUUGGUAAUUAUUUUGGGAACAACAUUAGCAUUUGGUAAGCUGUUUGGGAUCUGUAGCAACAUGACAACUUACAA